UCCCAGGCCAGCCGAGAGACGUAAUCCCUCCAGCGUGUCCUGGGUCUUCCCCGAGGCCUCCUCCCGGUUCUUCCAUACAGAUAAACACAUUUAUCCACCAUCGCUAAAAUCACAUACUCCAGACAGAAGUCAUUGAACAGAGAACAGGAGCUGAGAUGAGUCAGUGAUUCAGACACUCAUCAGGGAAAAAGCCCUCAAUUAAGACCAGAACUGCAUGAUGUUGGUUGACAAAUAAUUCUAGAGAUGACGUGACAUCAUUUGGAAGAAAUGCACAUUUUCUCACUCUUCUCUUCUGCUCUGACAUUCCGAUGUCUCCAGUACUCUGCAACUUUUAGCAUCUGAAGCGCUGUCAUCUGGGUCAGAUGGAAAUAUUUACUGCAGCAAAAAUAUCCAUUGGCAUGCAAAGUGCCAUUCCCAACACUUGCAGUAUAAUAGCCAACAAAUAUGAUAUUCCAAAUAUUUUUUGUAGUGUUAACAUUAUGAUGAUAAAUUUCUUCAAACUGAGACCUCUCCCCAGAUUUGACACCCCUUGUGCCUCCUGCCUCCUUCACUGUGAACAUAGUUGUGAAGUCUUGAAAGUUGUUCAGUUGUUCAUCAAAUCUUAAGUUAUUUUGAUCAAAUCAACAUAUUAAGUUAACGUUAUUUUUUUUCUCAAUUGAUGUCACACCAUUAUUUUUUUUCUCCAGAAUACACUGUAAUAACUAUCAAAUCAACUUACAUUGAUAUUGCUAAAAAUUAACAUUUAUAUAUUGAUUAGCUUGUUUCAUGACUGUUUUUUUCUGAUGUUAGAAACUAGGUCACUUGAAAACAGACUUUGUGUUUUGUAGCCGAUUCAUAAAAAUAACACAAGUUGCUUCCUUGGCUGCACGAUAUAUGGCAAAUGUAUCUUUAUCACAACAUCAAUGUGCACAGUAUAGUGUUGGCUAAUUUAUUGUAAGUGCUAUGAAUUCACCCUUUGAUUUCAUAACAGUUUUAUAUUCAUCCUGUUGGAUGGAUCCUUCUUGGAGUAGAUGCUCAUACUUGAUGCAGAUGUUGGUGACAGAGAUGCUAAAGAUCACAGAGGGACUGGGGGAACAGAUCUUUUUUAUUUUUCUAACAAUAGAUUUGGUUUGGCUAUCAAUUACUAUUUAGCGCCAAAGGUGAUUAUUAACAAAAUUAGUAAUUUACAUAAAAAUUACCAAGUUGGGAGGACCACCUGAUUAUCAGGAAACAAUAACCAAAAUAGAUGGAGUCAACUCCCCCACCCCACCCAGUUAUUCUCAAGGAAACCCCCCCACACAGACAUAGAAUGAUAAAAAUCAUCAUACGGUGACAUCACACCUCAGACUGACUGGAUUCUUCGUCGAAUGUGAAGACUGGAAGUGAGCAGCUAUUAAAGUGGGCAGCCUAGCUCUAUUUCAUAGCAGUCUGUAUAAAUGUCAAAACCUAACAAAAGGACAGCUUUUCACUUUUAUAUCACUUUAGAACUCAUCUCCUGCUCCAUCUUCUGUUUUGUCCAUCUUCAUUGUCCAUUGUCCUGCAUGUACCUCACAGUGCUAGCUGCGUCCAUCUACAAGAACAAAACUCUGCCACUGGGAUCCUGUACUAUGAUGACAUAUUAGUGACUCUACUGRAGAAACGAUGUGACAGAAAACUUGUGCAGCUUAGGAACUGUAACCUUCUUGCUGCCCACCAUGAACCUUUGUUCCUUGAUGCUCCAGCUGAGGCCAUCAGUGGGUAUUCACCUUCUCUGCAUCCUGCUGCUCCUCUCCAGCAUCUACCUCACAGUGCUAGCUGCGUCUGAGUCAGGUAAUGAAAUGACGAGCAAGAAUGGAAAAGCUAAAGGCUCCUCAAACUCCACUGUUGCAAUAGAUACUGAGGAAAAGGGCAAUAGAAGUAAUACAUUGGCUAAAAUCAGUGAAACAUCUGUAGGCCAAUCUCAGCAGUUGUCGUCCACCUCUUCACCCACGAAUGCUGUACGUACUCAGUCUGCAGCUAAGAACGUCCUUCUAUCGCCUACUGCAGAACCUGUUGGGACUUCUCAAACUGUUAUACAAUCGACUAAAACAAAUUCUGAAGCCCCAGCAACAACUCUGUCCAACAAAACACCAGCAAGAAAAACACUAUUUACAACAACACCUUUGUCCACCAUACCACCGCCUGCAACUCAAACUUCAACACUACCACCCACCAAACCAUCGUCUACAACUCCUACUUUAACAUUUCUGCCCACCAAGACACCUACAACAUCAAAAACAGUUGAAAACUCUCCAAAUACGAGUGCUACGAUCACCAUUUUGUCCACAGGCAAGAAAAGUUCAUCAUCAUCUGUGGUACCCACACAGAAGUCAAUUACCAGGAAAUCAACUCUUUCACCCACAUCUUUAAGCACAGAAGCCACAGCCAUUCCUCCUAGCAGAACCACUACUUCUGGCGGCCGCAGUAAGUCCGCUGCUUCUGCAACAAGGGUUCUGGUGGUGGAAGUGGCUGGAGCAGCUCUGACCCAGCAGCUGGUGGACACAGCUUCUUUACUAGCUGUCCUGCUGUUUGGCCUGCUCUUCUUCCUGGUUACGGUGGCGGUGUUUGUCACGCAGGCRUACGAGAGCUACAGGAGGAAGGACUACACCCAAGUCGACUACCUGAUCAAUGGCAUGUACAGCGACUCUGGAGUGUGAUGCAGGAAGACACGUGGCUCUGGACCUUGAUCUUGCACAAUAUGACCACAGUGGCAUUGUUGAAGAAGUUGGAAUAAAGUAGCAAAUGGAGCUGAUGAAAAACAACCUGGACUAUUUUAUUCUUUUCUUCAUGUUUUCUUUUGGCUUGUGUAGCAUUUCGUUUCUAACACGUGAUCCUGAACUUUGAGGAUGAAGAGCAGUCUUAAUGAGUUCAUGUGUAGAUCAGCUGUCAGUGCUGAAAGCACACAAUAUUCAUCCUUUCCACAUCACAUUUCUGUUAAUCAGUAUGAUCAAUAUGACCAUAAUAUUUCUAAUACCUUUUCAGACUGAAACUGAAAUAUGUGGAGAAAAAAAACUCUCUUUACAACAUGGCAGCCAUUUGUUAAAUGCAGUUGAAUUAAUUUUUUAACAUUUCAUAAACCAUCAUUUCUUUUCAAACUGAAACUUGACUUGAAUGUGUAUAUAAAUAUAACAUCUGAAAUACCCCUGCUUUAAUACUGAUAACAGUUUCGCUUUAAAAACAUCUAAAUCUAGUAUUUAUUUUUAUAGGAUUCUGUUGAGAGGUUAUAGUAAUAGUAAAUAACUUGGUGUCCUUUUAGUACAGAUAUCAGUUUUUUCCUAGAGGUUGAAGCUAACAGAUAAAACCAAAGCAGAUUCCUACACUAUCAAACAUUUCCAUUUUAAAGACAUUUAGACCAAUUCAUUAGAUUUAUUUUUUUAUGAACCAUCAUACUACUUUCACUUUAUUAUUAAAUGAUUUUAAUUUUUAAUGGAAGUAUGUGGUCAGUAGUAAUGAAGACUGAUAUUUAUAACAUCCGUCUGUAUCAUCAUAUUGUCAUUAUAGAAUAUUUACCUGGAUUUUUAAAGAGUUUUGAUUUCUCAAUUGUAUUAAAGUGACUCAGGCUGGAUAUACUAACAUGUUCCAUUUUGUUGUAUUUGAUGUGGCUUGACCACAAAGAGCUCUGGACAUUUUUCCCCUUUGGCAUUUUGUACAAUUUCAACUAUGGUUGUUUUCAAUCGGGCUAUUUUUGUUAGGAAACUAACUUUAAUUACUCAUUACAAAUGACAAUUUUUACUCUACUGUUAGAAAACUUACUCUCCAGUUAGUAUCAUGUAUUGACAGAAGGUCAGCUGAAGGGAGCCACAUUUGGAAURCCAUGAUGCAUUUUUCAUGCAUGCAGCUUCCAGCUGGCUAUGAGGCGAACUGAGCCAGAGUUUCUCACCACCAUAACUGAUCAUGUUAACAAGCAGAAGAUCAAAGAUUUGCUCUGUAAAGGUCUGGAGGUAUUUGAGUGCAGGACAAUUUUAAUAACUCAUAACCUCUCAACAGAAUAACUCUUCAAAAAGUUUCAGUGUAAAUCAGGAUAUCUCCUCAGAACAAGUUGAUGCAUCAAGACUAUGCCAUGAACUGUGAACAAAUCAUAUUAUACUACAAUAGUAUAAUCAUAUUAUACUAUUGGUUGUUUCACAUAGUUUUGCACACAUGAUAUUCUGAUAGAAAGGGAAGCAGGGCUGGUACUACAUUGAAAGCUCCUGUUCACAUGAACAGGAGCUUUCAAUGUAGAAUACAUAUUCUACAUGAUGAAGCUCAGUGUCCAUACCAGGACUCUGACAAAUCCUUCCCCCUAUACCCCUUACAUUUUCAGUUUGGUUUUCUACACUUUUUUCAAACAUUCAUUUAGUCAUUUCUUGUUGUGUGCAUGUUGCCUGUAGCAGAGGGGGCUUGUUGAUCUGAAGAGGUUCAGCAUCACUGAUURAAACAAACAGCUUCAGUUCCAGCCUGCUGACUGACCGUGCUGAAGCAGGGCGCUCACUAGGAAGAAUGUAACUGUUAUCAAAGGACACAGUUUUGAUUUAAAUUUAGAUCUGCAUGAAAUGACUGAAUAUGUGAGAACCAUCUGUUUGGUUUGAGAACCAGAGUACAUCCCAGGUAGAAACCUGGAGCUGUCUCUGCAGUAAAGGUGGAUGUUUGACCAGCUGACGUUUGGAGGAGCAGAAGACCAGUGGAGGUGUUAAAGUCACUCCUACAACCUUCUCUCAGCCAGCAGAUCACAGUUUUGUCUGCUGGCCUCGAGUAAUUUUUACAUUUCAGCUUGUCUAAAAGCCUCCUUAAGUCUUACUUGACCUGUUCGAUGGCUACAUAUCUCAUGCUGGUUUAAUUAUCUAUGAAAGCACAGGAGUUUUUUUUAAACAAAGCUCCAAAAUUUUUGUUAAAUUUCAUGAAAUUCCAUUGAGCUUGAUUGAAGUAGACCAUGCUUUCCUUCACAACUGGGUUUAUUUUGAGUUUGACUUCAGUGGAAGCUUUUGAAUGUAUUUAAUCUUCAUUCUUCCAUAUGAUACGUGUUAAUGACCUCAUUCUGUUCCUUACAACGGUUCAGAUUUAUGUGGUCUUGGAGGUACAUAAUUGUAAUUAAUGUGUGUGUUUAUAAGUCCAUGAUUAUUAAGAUUUUGAAAGGACCUUAUCAUUUUUGGAAAUUGUUGUUUUUUAUUCCUUUUAUUUUCUCUUUAACUGAGUGUGUUUCCAAUAAUGUUGUCUUUUUUAAUACAUCUAUUAGUUGUCUGGAAAUAUUGUUUUCUUAUCAAGAAUUCACAAUGCAACACUUUUGUAUCUUCUUUUUCUGGUGCCAAAUUCUUUUUGAUAUUUUUUUUUUCAUGAUCAAUAAAGGCAGUACGUAUGGUYUAGAGUGAUUUUUAGAAACUUUUGCCAAAUUAAAGCACAUUGUUUUCUGACAAAGCCAAGGGAAAUUUAAAGCCAUAGUGAGUUUGUGACCAAUGUAACAUUUGAGUGGUUCUCACAACUAACACCCUGAAAUGUUAUUGGUGUGACAGAAUAUUUUUGUUGUGCAUGUGAGAUGCCUUGGCGRAUAUUUUUUUUUUUGCAUGAAAAACUCCUUUCUCUGUAAAUUGUUCAUGGAAGCAGAGAACCACCAUUAGCCAUAUGUAAGACUGUUUUGUCUGUUGUGCCAGUCUGUGUUGAAAGUUUCAGAUCAAUGUCCGUCAUGUCAGUCGGAUUGUAAUAAAGUGAUGUUUAUGUUUCUGAUGUCA
Poecilia reticulata (guppy) is the source of this 5699-nucleotide messenger RNA. Lineage: Eukaryota; Metazoa; Chordata; Actinopteri; Cyprinodontiformes; Poeciliidae. The record is from RefSeq and is a predicted model, not a curated record.